AACCCGGUUUCCCUGAAGACUGUGACUUUAAACUUUAAAGGAUACUUUUCGAUUCGACAAAGAGUAUGAAGUUUUCUUAUAAAUUAAAAUUAGAAUGUUUCGAAUAAGCAACUAUAGUUUGCUGUUGUUUUGUUACUCAAGUUAUUACUCCUUUGCAUGGGGAUUGAGGAAGAAUGCAACUAGAACUAUCAAAUGUCUGGAAGACAUGCUAAAUCAGUGUCCGCCUCAUUCUAUUUGUGAUGGUGGAUCAUGCAUUUGUUUGAAACAGUUUGUUUAUAAUACCGAUUUCACCGAAAUCGACAAAACGGAGCUCUGCAUCAGCCGCGAUGUAGCGCAGUCUGUGGCGGACAAUAAAUCCAUCACCUUCGAUAAAGUUUUCAAAGAAGCUCCCGAAACGCAUCAUAUCCUUGGUGGAAUUCUGAUUCCCAUAUCCAUAGUGCUAGUAAUGCUAUCAGCCAUUGUCCUUACAAAGAAACUGCACUUGCUGCAGAAAAUUCGACAAAUGAUAUUUUCGAGCCGCGCGAGAAGGCCUGCAUAUGAAGAUGUUGUUUUAGGUAAUGAUUCUGAUGAUCCUCCCAUUAUCUAAUUGCCCCAAACACUUCCUCCCUGCCCUCCUGUUCCCCUUUAAUAUGACUGCUAGAACUAACUCUCAAUUAACUUUUGCAGUAGGCUAUGAACAAUAAUUCCAAAGAAUCAAGGAAGGAAUAUGUAUCAUUAUAUUGUUUUAUAUAAAUUUAUAUGUUCACUAUAUUUACGUAUAUAAAGAUUGCGUUUAUAUAUAUAAAUAUAUGUGCAUCAUAUAUUGAAUUUAUAUAUGGAUAUGAUUAUAUGUAGUUCCGAAAGCAUCACUGAAUGUUUUUUGCAACUUUUGAAUCCUUACGCGACGUGACUGAAUCACUUAAAAAUGUACAUUGCAAACAAUCACAUACAUUAUAAACGAUUAAUGUGUAAAAGAAUUAAAUCGCGUCUAUGAAUGUCAAGAAGUUAAUAUGAUCAUCAAUGUUAUCACCUUCUCAGUUGUAAAUAUAUAAUAGUGCGGAAUAAAAUAUAAAUUGUAUAUAUAUAAUUAACUAACAAUAAUAUGCAUUGUAAUCAAUAGAAUAUAUUCAGACAAUGCAAUAAUGUAAACGAAUAAACCGAUUUUAUUAACUGA
This is a messenger RNA of Wyeomyia smithii (pitcher-plant mosquito), 1153 nucleotides long. RefSeq lists its product as uncharacterized. Lineage: Eukaryota; Metazoa; Arthropoda; Insecta; Diptera; Culicidae. The record is from RefSeq and is a predicted model, not a curated record. The coding region runs from base 95 to 586 and encodes 163 amino acids. The transcript is spliced from 2 exons.